GGCUGCAGUUCUUCUUAACCACCGGCUCGAACAGCCACCACCAGCAGCACCGCCAGCAGGGGCGGGGCAAUAGAGAGUCGCGAGGGCGGGCUCUCUCGCUCUCUUGUGCCGCCAGUCGAGCUCGGCAUAGCGGAUUCAUCCACCUGCUUGGCUGCGGGUUGGCCGGAAGGCACUGACUCUCCUCGGCAUGGACGCGCUGAAAAACGCCGGAAGGGCUAUCAUCAAGAGUCCCGGAGUUCCGCGGCACACAUGGGGAACUUCCAAACACGAAAAGCUUCCUGAGAACUGGACCGACACCAAGGAGACUCUUCUGGAAGGGAUGGCGUUCAACCUCAAGUACCUGGGAAUGACGCUGGUGGUGCAGCCCAAAGGAGAGGACAUGGCGUCUGCUGCCAUCCGCAGGAUCGUAACCAUGGCCAGAGCGGGGGCUAAGAAGUUCCGCAAAGUAACGCUGACGGUGUCGCCCAAAGGCAUCGUCAUCACCGACACCGACACUGCAGCUCUCAUAGAAAAUGUCUCCAUCUACAGAAUCUCAUACUGCACAGCAGAUAAAAGUCAGGACAAAGUGUUUGCGUACGUCUCUCAGAGUCAGUUCAACGAAACCCUGGAGUGUCACGCAUUCCUCUGCCAAAAGAAGAAGAUUGCUCAGGCGGUGACGUUAACAGUCGCACAGGCCUUUAAAGUAGCUCUGGAUCUUUGGGAGAUGUCUCAGGAAGACAAAAGCAAGAAGACCAGAAGCACGUGUUGUUCCUGUCCAGGCACCAAUAACGGACAGCGUGAGGCCACAGACAGUCAGUGUGUUGCCGCAGACCCGAAGGCGUGCUCGUCUGUGGGGCUGGACGAGAAGCUUCAUGGUCCAUUUCUGUCCACAUCCAUCAGCUCCCCCACGCCUCGUAGCAACCCAGCUAGAAGGCGACCAAUCAACCAUGACUCCUGGGAUGUGGAUGAUGGAGUGGACGAUACGUUCUCAAGGUGGUGCUUUUCUGCCUUUGCUUUGUGUAGUAGCAUGGACGUGGAAGAAUCAUGCAGUGACCCGACUUCAGACCCGUCUGUCACAAUGCAGCUCUGAGGAGGUCCACAUGACUGGAACCAACAAUAAGUGGUUUCAGUCUGGAUCAGUAGGGACCCCAAAUGAACUUGAACACCUGCAGGAACGUUUUUUGUUUGUUUUUUGCUUCAUACAAGACGUUACAGGGUUUGGACUUUCCACUGAAACCUGAGCGGCGAGCUUCUAACGAGUCAUAAAUCAUCUUUUCACGCACAAACAUGACUUGACAUGAACCACCUGCUACACAACACAAAAUUGGCUCACACUCCUGUUGUUGUUUUUUUUGGGGAAUGUGGGCGGACUUGGGGCUGCCACACACUGCAGAGAAAGGAUGCGAAGGGUCGGCAGACCAGUAGUAGCAGAAGUAAGCAGACUUUUGACAGUCGGCCGCCUGCCCAGUGUUGUGCCCAUCCGCGGUCUCUUUCUGUUUUCACUUUCACUUGCGUUGGAACUAUUGCGUAAUCUACUGCUGAUGCAUUUGAGUAAAUAACACCCCCGCUCACGUGAUUCCACAUGGACUCUUUCAUACCUGCUUGUUUUCUACCUACUAUGCAAACGCCAUCGUUAGUUUGCAGAAAGACGGUGUGUAGUUUGUACUGGACUGUUUGCAUUCGUACACAUUGAUGCACAAUAAACCAGUUUGUACAAUGACUCCACCCCCCCGAGUCACCGGUUUGUCCGUUUAGUACAGCGGUGUGAAAAAGUGUUGGCCCCCUCCCUGAUUUCUUAUUUUUGUGCACGUUUGUCACACUUAAAUGUUUCAAAUCACCAAGCAAAUUUAAACAUUAGUCAGUGACAACACAACUCAACACAAAAUGCAUCUUUUUAUUAUCGAGGGAGAAAAACAGUCCCCAGCGACAUGCAACAAAGAAUGAUAGGAGUGUGAAGGUGACUAUAGGGGUGUUAUUUCAUGUCUACAGGGCUCUAAAACCAUAUUCACUAAGUCCUAAACAUGUUUGCUAUGCUCUAACUACGAAAAUAGUCCAUUUAUUAACAUUGAAUCCUAUAAAAAUAAAAAAUAUAUAUUAAGUCAUAAGUCAUGCUGUUUUUUGGUGGAAUAUUAUUAGUAAAAAAUGCACUUUUAAGCAAAUUUUACUCUAUUUUUGCCUAAAUGAAGCAUUUCCAAGAAUAAAAAUGGCUAAAUGAAGUAAAAUCCAAAUAUAACGCAGUCAAAGACGUUGCGAUCAUAUGCAGUAUUCUACCCUGGUCACUAGGUGUCAGUAAUGUUACUAACGUUACUGUUUGCUGAGACACACAAGCACCAGACCUGAUGGCAGGAACAACAGGCUUUUAUUGCAGGUUUGAAUGAGCUCACAACAGGCAUAAUAAUCCCUCGCUGCUGUAACCCAGAACUCAACUCUGAACCCCAGCAGCGCCAGCUCCCCCAGCGCAGGAACACAUUUACAGCAACACACGCAAACACGAGUCUUAUUUAUGGCGGAAAUGGCUUAUUUUCUCAUAUUGAGUCUACUAUAGUGGAUAAAGGUGACUAUAGGGGUGUUAGUUCAUGUCUAGAGGGCUCUAAUGCUAUAUUUCGAAGGUCGUGAACAGGUUUUCUAUGCUGUAACUAUGAAAAUCUUCCAUUUCUAAAUAAGGAAUUCUACUUGUCACUUGUCACAGCCGGGCCUGCAAUAAAUGAAGGCUUACUGAUUACUAACAUGACAUUUCAGGUUUAUUCCCAUGAACUCCAGUAGGUUACGGUAUAUUUAUUCAUUCCACAUACAGUAUAGCAUCUAUUUUAGUGUAUUGUCUUUUCAUUUGUGUUUUUACUCAUUUAUUUAUUUAAAAAAAACACCCAGAAAUGUUACAUGCCUAAAAAACAAACCCUAAUGACGAAUAGCAUGAUGUGAAACGAUGCAGCUAAACACGUGAAGAAAAUCUCCAUAAAGAACUGCAUAAGGAUUUGAAGGUGUUUAAGGGAAAAGCAAAAUCUACCUUCACAUUUGAGCUAAUCGUCUUAUUCCAUGCAUUUUAAAACAGUUGCAGCCCUUCAUUGUCGUCCUGUUAACUCCACGAAACGCGUUCCUAAAGGCGCAUUCCAGCAUGUCGUGUAGCGUGUCACGUCACAAGCAGCCAUUAAAUAAAGGCGUCUGUGUGGCAUGCAUGGCGCAAAUAGGGUGUAAGCGGCGAGUUGCCAUGGUAACAGACUGCAAAAGUCUAGCGGAGGAACAUGAGCUGUUGUACCUGAGACACUCAUGUAGCUUCUGUUGGAAGAAGAGCACUAAUUACAAUUCGGGACGGGUUUAAAAAGGUCCCCGCGUGCCACGCACUCUAUGGGACGUUGCAUUCAGCUGUCAGGAAAUGUUUACAUUUGGCCGUUUGCGGCUUCCCGCUCGCUACGCUACCAGCAGAAGACCGGCAUGCACGUCUGUGGAGUCGUGAUACCGUACGUAUGUAGACACCCCACACAUGUUGAUAUGCAAGACAUCAGUCUAUUCUACUUUGUCUAAACGGCACAUGCCGAUAUCAAAAAUACAAUGCUUCCUGUAUUUACACCAAUGGCCUCCCAGAGUCGUGCUGUGGUCGUUUUUGCUCGUCCAGUCGUCUACAGCAGAUGUUUGUGUCGUGAUUUCCUGUCUGUUGUCUUUGCAUGGACCAGCGCCACUGCUAAUGUCCCUCUACAACAGUGGUUCUCAACUGGUGGGGGCCAAAAAUGACAUUCAAAUAUGUGAUGUACAAAUGAUGUCUGAAUUAUUGUCAAGGAAAGCAGAGCAGUAUUUUCGUCAGUUUCGUCCUUGGUGUGUAUACAGUCUGCUCAUUGCACACUUGGAGUGAUGUUUCGUUUCAACGGGUGCGUUAUUUGGAUCAUGUUCUUCCUCGCCCCCC
Molecule: messenger RNA, 3874 nt
Organism: Dunckerocampus dactyliophorus (ringed pipefish)
Lineage: Eukaryota; Metazoa; Chordata; Actinopteri; Syngnathiformes; Syngnathidae
Product: low density lipoprotein receptor adapter protein 1
Exons: 10
Coding region: 188-1069 (293 amino acids)
Source: RefSeq, a predicted model, not a curated record